This is a messenger RNA of Aspergillus nomiae NRRL 13137, 2679 nucleotides long. RefSeq lists its product as uncharacterized. Gene Ontology annotation, biological process: aromatic amino acid metabolic process; transmembrane transport. Gene Ontology annotation, molecular function: fumarylacetoacetase activity; transmembrane transporter activity. The record is from RefSeq and is a predicted model, not a curated record. The transcript is spliced from 10 exons. Gene Ontology annotation, cellular component: membrane. Bases 1 to 2679 code for a protein of 892 amino acids. NCBI's taxonomy places the organism in Eukaryota, Fungi, Ascomycota, Eurotiomycetes, Eurotiales, Aspergillaceae.
AUGAAGACCACAACCCCAUUUCCCCUCGAGAACCUGCCAUACGGAGUGGUCUCCACCCCAGAUGACCCAACCCCGCGGUGUGCAACUGCAUGGGAGGACUAUGCGAUCGACCUUGGCCGACUCCAGAGGGAUGGGGUCUUUAACUCAAUUCCAGGCAUGAUUGACGGUGCCUUUAGCCAGCCUGUGCUGAAUGUCUUCGCAUCGACUCCCCAAUCCACACAAGCCGAAGUGAGAUCGCGUCUGGUUUGGUUCCUUCAGGGCGUGAGUGAAGCUCAUAAGGAGAAGUACUUCAUCCGCUUGUCGCACGUGACAAACCAUUUGCCAAUGGACACCGCGAACUUCUCCGACUUUUACUGCUCGCUCGAGCAUGCAAAAAAUGCAAGUGUCCAUUGCUCAAAAAUUAUGGGCCUCGAGGUCAAUCCAAACUGGUACUACAUUCCGUCAGUCUACAACGGCCGCACCUCCAGUCUUAGAGUAUCGGGACAGCCAGUCCGCCGGCCGUGGGGUGUCAUAUCGGAACCAAGUGCAUCCUCACCGGCGACGUGGUCACGAAGUAAGAGGCUCGACUUCGAGCUCGAGAUGGGUAUAUUCUUGUCGAAGCCUCUGAGGGCGGGAGAGACCCUUAACAUACGCAACGCCAAAGAGCAUGUCUUUGGUUUUGUCAUUUUGAAUGACUGGUCGGCGAGGGACAUCCAAGGAUUUGAAAUGGCUCCUCUUGGUCCGUUCCAUAGCAAAGGAUUCGGAACCACGAUCUCACCAUGGAUCGUCACGCUCGAUGCACUGUCACCCGUAGAGUGUCCCGUAUCUAUCCCGCAGAGUCCACCACCAUUAUCCCAUUUGGCCUGGAAAGGGGACCACUCACAGGCUACGUGGGAUAUUGAGCUGUCCGCGAGGAUAUUGAGAAAAGGGAAGACAUAUCACAUUACUUCCACGAACCUAAAAGAUCUAUAUUGGACGCCGUAUCAGCAACUCGCCCAUCUUGCGAGCGCUGGAGAGGGCCUCUCCACGGGGGAUAUAUUUGGCACGGGUACUAUCUCAAACGAUCGACUUAAUGGAGUUGGCGAAAAGUCCGGCCUGGCGUGUCUUCUAGAAAGGGCACUGCCCGAAAAUAAAUUAGCAUGUAUGGAGAUAGACAGCCUUGAGUAUCUAGAAGAUGGGGAUGAGGUCAUUAUGGAAGGGUGGUGCUUGCAUCCAGAGAGCGGCGAAGAGACAGGUCGGAACGCGCAACGGGAGAUUAUCGAGGACACGAAGGUCGUGUUAGGAGCGACAGACGAGCGCAUUCUAUGGGAUGAAAAGGAAUCCCAGGCUGUCGUGCGCAAGUUCGACAUGCGAUUGCUAGCUCUUUUCACUGUCAUCAAUCUGUUCAGCUUCAUAGAUCGCGUUAAUAUCGGCAACGCGCGUUUACUGGGACUAGAAAAGGACCUGGGGUUGUUAGGACUACGCUUCAACAUUGCGCUGAUGUGUCUUUUCGUGUCUUAUUGCGUUGUGGAGUUACCUUCAAACAUUCUGUGCAAAAUCGUUGGGGGACAUAUCUAUAUCCCUACCCUUGUGCUUUGCUUUGGCAUCAUUACGAUGCUCACUUCGCUGGUGGAGAAGAAAGGCGACCUGUACGCAUGUCGCUUCCUCUUGGGGGUCUUUGAGGGUGGUAUUUCCCCGGGAUUGGUCUUCAUGUUGGCUUUAUUUUACCGCCGGCAUGAACUAGGUGUCCGAACAAGCAUAUAUAUCUCUGCGUCUUCAGCAAGCGGUGCUUUCGGUGGCCUCUUAGCCAUCGGGCUGUCUAAGAUUCCACCUUGGGGUCUCAUUCAUACAUGGAGAAAUAUUUUUUUCUUCGAGGGCUUAGUGUCCGUCAUUCUCGCGGUCAUCGCGUUCAUCUGCAUCCCAAGUGGCCCAGAACACGCGCGGUUCUUAACAGAAUCCCAAAAACGCGUCGCCGUGGAUAGGAUGCGCAUCGAUUCUGCUGGAACAACUGAACAUUCGCAGACUAAAUUCCGCCAUGUUGUCCAGGGUUUGACUACGCCGCCGGUUAUAUUCUGCGCCUUUGGGUUCUUCUUUGGAAACACCUGCGCUCAAUCCUUUUCCCUGUUUUCGCCCUCUAUAAUCAGCGCCAUGGGUUAUACCAAGGAGCUAGCUCAGCUAUUAUCAGUUGGACCUUACGCCGCCGCCUGUGCAAUAUCCAUCGUGGUCGGCUACAUCUCUGACCGUUAUGAAAACCGGGGCUGGGUGAUCUUCGUUACCAUUCCGUUCGGAAUCGCUGGCAUGGGCUUGCUCGAGUUCCUCCCGGCUUCUAUGCCGGGUGCCAAGUACGGAGCCUUAUACCUUGCGGCGCCAGGCAUCUACAGCUUUCUGCCGCUCUGGCUGGCCUGGGCAGUCAAUAAUGCUGCGACGCCGACCGUCAAAGCGGCAUCGUCGGGUCUAGUCUUCGCUGUCGGGUCGCUGGGCGGGAUUCUCGCACCGUGGGUCUAUUUGCCAGGGGAUGCACCGAGCUACCGUACGGGUCAUACCAUCAUGUUUUCUUUUUUAUUUGGAAGUUGGGCGAUCUGCAUUGGCUUGAUGGUGUAUAUCAAAUGGGAGAACCGCGUCAGGGAGAUGGGAAAGCGAGAUCGUGUGCUGGAAGGAUUGGGGCCUGAGGAGCAACUGGAGCUGAGUAGUCGACAUCCAGCAUUUCGCUAUGCUGUGUGA